AUGGCAUCAGGAGGCCAUGGGAUGAGGGGUAGAGGGGAACCCCUCCACGCACCCCACCUCUCUGACAUCUACGCCAACAGUGCUAUCCAGCAACAGGACUAUUCUGCAACCAUCUGGCUUCGCAGCAAAGAGAAGCUGGAACAUUCUCAGCAGAAGUGCAUCGCCAUCUUUGCUCUGCUGUGCUGCUUCGCUGUGCUGGUGGCUCUCACCUUCUCCGCUGUAGACGUCUGGGGGGAGGACGAGGACGGAAUCACAGAAGAGAACUGUAACAGACACUGUCGCAUUGUCCUUGUGGAGAACAUUCCGGAGGACCUCCCCCUUUCCGUAGAUGGUACAACCCACGUGCCCCUCUCCACAGGCCUCAACAGCCUGUUGGACCAGGCCAAGCACUCAGUGGAGGUGGUAUCUCCCGUCUGGAACCUCAACUCUACAUAUCCUUUUAUGUCUCAGGGCCAGCUUCUGUUCCAGAGACUGCUCAACCUCAAGACUCGGGAGGUUAAAUUGAAGAUUGCCAGCAGUCUCACAGACUCUGCUGAACUGCAGAAACUAACAGAGCAUGGUGCCGAGGUUCGCUUUGUGAAUAUGUCAGCUCUGACCAGAGGCGGACUGCACUCCAAUUUCUGGGUUGUUGAUAGGAAGCACGUGUUCAUUGGCAGUGCCAGCAUGGACUGGAGAUCACUGUCCAAGAGGAAGGAGUUGGGGGUGAUGGUUUAUAACUGCAGCUGUCUGGCUAUAGACCUCCAUAGGGUCUUCUCCUUUUACUGGCAGCUCCAGUACAGAGACUACAUCCCUUCUAUCUGGUCCAAGAGAGUCACGGCCCUCUACGGCAAGGACAGCCCCGUAACGCUGUACCUCAAUGAUACAGAGGUUACCGCUUAUGUGUCGACCUCUCCUGACCUCUUCUGUCCUAAGGAUCGGGCCAAGGACAUAGAUGUCAUACAGCAUGUGAUGCAGGACGCCAAGUUGUUCAUCUACAUCUCUGUCACAGACUACCUUCCCCUACUCAUCAGAAGGUCUGGAGGGUCUUUAGUUUCAAGAUACUGGUCUCCUAUCGAUGAGAUGAUACGUGAGGCUGUGGUCCUGAGAGGGGUCAAAGUUCGUAUGCUCAUUAGUUUCUGGAAGCAGACCCACCCGCUCACCUUUAACUUCAUUAUGUCCCUCAAGUCACUGUGCAUGGAGCUGGCCAACUGCUCCCUAGAAGUGAAGUUUUUUAGCAGGAGGGAGCAGAUGGCCAAUAGUCAACCAGGAAUCAACCACAAUAAGUACAUGGUGACCGACAGUGCUGUGUACAUAGGUAAUCACGACUGGGUGGGGAGUGAGUUUGCCUAUAACGCUGGGACCGGACUCGUCAUCAAACCAACACAAACUCUCAAGGAGAGGGGCGCCACAAUCCUGGAACAGGUGAAGGCUGUAUUCGAGAGAGACUGGCAUUCGCGCUACGCUAAAACCCUACAGGCCAGUAAUAGGACUCCAGAGGGUAGCAAAUACAGGAACCUCCACAACAACCAGAGGUCAAGAGUCUGA
Molecule: messenger RNA, 1524 nt
Organism: Salvelinus namaycush (lake trout)
Lineage: Eukaryota; Metazoa; Chordata; Actinopteri; Salmoniformes; Salmonidae
Product: inactive phospholipase D5-like
Exons: 10
Coding region: 1-1524 (507 amino acids)
Molecular function (GO): catalytic activity
Source: RefSeq, a predicted model, not a curated record